GGCAGGUAUUUUUAUUGCCAUGGCAACACUGACAAUAUUACAAAGUGACACCUUCGAAGACAGCCAAUUGAGCUAUAGUGGGUACCUAGGACUUGUUGCAGAUGUAAUCGCUAUUAUCAUAGCUCCGUUUUACAUAAUUGAUGGUAUAACAACAACAAAACAACUAGACAAACCACGUGACAAACGUCAAAAGCGUUGGGACAGAACAGAGCCGCAACUACCACCUGUUCUAUCCAGUUUAGCACCGGAAACUACAUUCAUUUUGGAUCGUUGUCCGACCUAUCACUCGCAAAUAAUGGAAGUGUAUAAUGAACCUAGACCCUCUACAUCUAAACAGUCGAAAAAGCGUUCAUCUACACUUCUUAAUAUGAUCAAAAACAAGAACACAGCAACAAUAAAAGAAUCAGAAAAGAAAGAAGAAAAGGUAAUGGAACAAGAUUAUAAUAAAACGAAUGAAGAAGACAGUAGAGAAACUACAGAUAAAAUGCUAUUAUCUUAUCCCGAAAUGAUUGCUUUGCAACCAUUAACAGAAAAAAAUGAUUUCGAAAAUAAACCAGAGGUGAUGGAUCAAGAAACGAAAGAAAUACGUGAUACGGACAUAGAUAUAUUUGGUAUUAAAGACGUUGCCCAUAAUGAGAUAUUAGACAAGAACCAGGAUGAAAAACAAGAAUUUUCAAAUGAAAAGCACAAGACUGCAGAUGUAUACGAAUCAGAAUCAACGGGCUCCAAAAAGAAAAAGAAGAAGAAGAAGAAACAACACAAAGCAAAGAAACAUGUAAAAGAAGAAACAGUUGAUACGACAAAUACAGAACAAAUGGCGUUGUCAAAACUAACAACUCAUGAAAAGGAAAAACAACCUGAUUUUGAAAAAUCUAAGACUAUUGAUGCAACAAAGCCGAAGUUAGAAGAACUAGUAUACGACAAAAGUGCUGAAGAAGGGGCUAUAGGGGACGCACUAUUACUUUAUCCCGAAGUACCUGCUUUGCAACAGUCAGAAAACAAUAUUGUUCAUUUUGAAAAUAAGCAAAAAUAUAAACCUGAUACGAAUACAGGUAUUGUGGACACCGGGAUAUUGGACAAAAAACGCGAAAAACAAGAAGAUUCAAAAGAAGCACAUACGAAUGAAGACAUGGACGAGUCAACUGGCUCCAAAAAGAAAAAGAAGAAACAUCAUAAAAAAAAGAAAAAAGAAGAAACAACAGAUCAGACAAUUACAGAACAAACAUAUGAAAAAGAAGAAAGGACCGAUGUUGAAAACCCACGGGUUGUUGAACUUAUAAGCUCGAAGUUAGAAGAACAAGUAUACGACAAAAUUACUAAAGAACCCGACGUUAAUGAAAUAUCCCAUAGUGAAGAAAUGAGAAUAGAAGAUAAAAGCGAAAGAAAAAAUGACAAAAGUAAGAAAAAGAAAAAGAAAAAGAAAGAUGAACUACCACACUUCUUCGAAGACUUUGUAGUAAGGUAUAAAACAGAAGAAAUGCCAGAAUCAACCGAAUUAAGUUUUGACCACUUAUUGCAAGAGUCCGAAACUGCUACAACGACAGAAGAAACUAUAAAGAUUACAGAAAAGCCUAUACCUCAAAGUACAAUUAAUCAAAGAGUCCUUUCUGGCAAAUUUAGAAUGAACAAGAUAUAAUCAUAUUAUCGAAAUAAACUACGGAAACUCUGAAUAUUCAAGUGUAUUGGUUCAUCUCUUGUUAUCCGUAUGUAAAGUAUAAAGUAUAAACAAAACUAUAUUAAUAUGGCGUGUCUAGAAAUUGUCAUGUACAUUACUAACAUAAACAGUACUAAUUAUACGGCGCCAGAGUACCGCAUCUCAACAAUAAAUGUCUCGUCAGUGCAACAUAUAAACAAAGGUAUGACAAACGACAAUUAAUGUCUCGUCAGUGCAACAUAUAAACAAAGGUAUGACAAACGACAAUUAAUGUCUCGUCAGUGCAACAUAUAAACAAAGGUAUGACAAACGACAAUAAAUGUUUCGUCAGUGCAACAUAUAAACAAAGGUAUGACAAACGACAAUUAAUGUCUCGUCAGUGCAACAUAUAAACAAAGGUAUGACAAACGACAAUUAAUGUCUCGUCAGUGCAACAUAUAAACAAAGGUAUGACAAACGACAAUAAAUGUCUCGUCAGUGCAACAUAUAAACAAAGGUAUGACAAACACACUCUGAAAUAUAAAACAAAAAUGUAUUAAACUACUAAUGUUCUCUUUCAAAUGUCUACAGCUUUUUUUUCUGAAAUAUAACAGUUGUGACUCAAUACCAGUGUUUCUUGCCUACGUAGGUAAGGAUGCCAUGAUACCUUAUUAGGAAAACAUACAUGGAUAUUUUGGGGAAAUUAAUUUGUAAAUGAUCAAUUAAUCUAAGCAUUUUCAUAUAACGUCAGAAAUAGAAGUAACUUUUUUAAUUUUGGUUGGUUGCUAUGGUAAUAUGGAAUAAUUACUAAUUACAUAUACUAAAAAACUUGCUUUAAAAUAACAGAAAAGGUUCAUCCUCAAUGGUAACUGUGAUGCAUAAAUGCUUCAAAUGUAAGUUAAUUGUGUAUUACCUUGAAACUUGCACGGACUCAGCUUACCUGAUGAAUUGCAUAUUUGUAAAAUAAGUCAUGCAAUGACAAUAAAAUCUAUAAUCUAUCUGUUAAACAUAUGUUUGUAUGAAAACAUAACAUAUUGCUUGCAAUAAGGGUAUGCAUGGGUGUGAAUGUUGUAUUGCAUAUCAUAUAUAUACAAUUUAAAUAGUUUUGAAUAUAAUUUAAGUUAUACCUUUGAUGGUCUCACAGAUUUGUUUAUUUACUGGUAUGAUUAGCUCUUAAAAUGGGAUAACUUCUUCACUAGUAUUAUCAGCUUCUUAAAUGGGUUACAGCAGAUUCCAUUGAGUGUGUAGCCAAAGGUAAUAUCUUUGGUUAGCUUGCUUGUUAGCUGAACCGUGAAGUCAUUAUUAGGUCAGGUAUACUACCCUCCUUUCGAAGUAGCAUAGUCCAACAGACAGAUCGAUUGGUUUUCUGUCUGACUAGUCUAUUCUUAAAGUAGGGUAGUUUACCUAACCUAACAAUGACUUCACGGUUCAGCUAACAAGCAAGCUAACCAAAGAUAUUACCUUUGGCUACACACUAAAUGGAAUCUGCUGUAAUUUCUUUACUGGUAUGAUUAGCUCUUUUAAUAAUAGUUAACAUCAUAACAACCUGAACAAAUCCCUUGAUACUUGCAGAUUAAUCGGACCUCAUAUUCUUUCAAAAUAAUCCACAUUUCUUUUUGUUUGAAUAUGUAUUGCUGUUGUGGUUAAUAUAUCAUAAUUAUACGAAAUUAACCAUGAUCUUAUUAAACUUUUUUUUUGCAAAUUG
Molecule: messenger RNA, 3338 nt
Organism: Mytilus californianus (California mussel)
Lineage: Eukaryota; Metazoa; Mollusca; Bivalvia; Mytilida; Mytilidae
Product: glutamic acid-rich protein-like
Exons: 3
Coding region: 20-1636 (538 amino acids)
Source: RefSeq, a predicted model, not a curated record